CCGUGCCGUAGCCAUUUUAUUUCUCUGUAGCGUUCGAGACGGUCGCUGUGCUGUACCUCAAUAAUCUCAAGCUUCUCACUCGAGCACUUUUAAUUUUUUUAAUUUUUUAAUUUUCACUUAAACCUUUAAUCAUGAGGGAGAUUGUACACAUUCAAGCCGGUCAGUGCGGAAACCAAAUUGGAGCCAAGUUCUGGGAAAUCAUUUCUGAUGAACACGGCAUUGACCCAACUGGAGCCUACCACGGAGACUCUGAUCUUCAGUUGGAACGUAUCAAUGUAUACUACAAUGAAGCAUCAGGUGGAAAGUAUGUACCUCGCGCCAUUUUGGUUGAUUUGGAACCUGGUACCAUGGAUUCUGUCAGAUCUGGACCAUUCGGUCAAAUUUUCAGACCAGACAACUUUGUCUUUGGACAAUCAGGUGCUGGAAACAAUUGGGCUAAAGGUCAUUACACAGAGGGUGCUGAGCUUGUAGAUUCAGUAUUAGAUGUUGUCAGGAAAGAAGCUGAGAGCUGUGAUUGUCUUCAAGGUUUCCAACUGACACAUUCCUUAGGUGGUGGUACCGGUUCUGGUAUGGGAACCUUAUUGAUCUCCAAAAUCCGUGAAGAAUACCCAGACAGAAUUAUGAAUACAUAUUCUGUUGUACCUUCCCCCAAAGUGUCAGACACUGUUGUAGAACCCUACAAUGCUACCCUUUCAGUUCACCAAUUGGUUGAAAAUACCGAUGAAACCUAUUGUAUUGACAACGAAGCUUUAUAUGACAUUUGCUUCCGUACAUUAAAACUUACAACACCAACAUACGGUGACUUAAACCACUUGGUCUCUUUGACCAUGUCUGGAGUUACCACUUGUCUUAGGUUCCCUGGUCAACUUAACGCUGAUCUCCGUAAACUCGCCGUCAACAUGGUUCCUUUCCCCAGGUUACAUUUCUUCAUGCCUGGUUUUGCUCCUCUUACAUCUCGUGGAAGCCAACAAUACAGGGCACUAACUGUACCCGAACUUACCCAACAAAUGUUUGACGCCAAAAACAUGAUGGCAGCAUGUGACCCACGACAUGGACGUUAUCUAACUGUAGCUGCUGUAUUCCGUGGCCGUAUGUCCAUGAAGGAAGUUGAUGAACAAAUGUUGAACAUCCAGAACAAAAACUCGAGCUACUUCGUUGAAUGGAUUCCCAACAAUGUUAAAACUGCAGUGUGUGAUAUUCCUCCAAGAGGUUUGAAAAUGUCUGCCACAUUCAUCGGUAACUCUACAGCUAUCCAAGAAUUGUUCAAGAGAAUCAGUGAACAGUUCACUGCUAUGUUCAGGCGUAAGGCUUUCUUACAUUGGUACACUGGUGAAGGUAUGGAUGAGAUGGAAUUCACUGAAGCUGAAUCCAACAUGAAUGAUUUAGUAUCUGAAUACCAACAAUACCAAGAAGCUACUGCUGAUGAAGAAGCUGAAUUCGACGAAGAACAGGAACAAGAAGUUGAUGAAAACUAGACUUCUUUUAAACAAUUAGCUUAUAAUUUAAUUUUUGUUACAUUUUUUUUUAAAAAAAAAUUCUGUAUAUUAAUCCAUUAUUUUUUUAUACUUAAUGCUUUUUCAUUCCAUGAUACAUUUCCCUCAUACUAAAAAAACACUGCUUUUUUUAUUUUGAAUUAUAAUUGAACAAUAUAGCUUUACGAGAUUAAAAUUUAAAAUUAUUUUCAAGCACAUGAA
Molecule: messenger RNA, 1694 nt
Organism: Rhopalosiphum padi (bird cherry-oat aphid)
Lineage: Eukaryota; Metazoa; Arthropoda; Insecta; Hemiptera; Aphididae
Product: tubulin beta-1 chain
Exons: 4
Coding region: 132-1475 (447 amino acids)
Biological process (GO): microtubule cytoskeleton organization; mitotic cell cycle
Cellular component (GO): microtubule; cytoplasm
Molecular function (GO): GTP binding; structural constituent of cytoskeleton; GTPase activity
Source: RefSeq, a predicted model, not a curated record